This is a messenger RNA of Strongylus vulgaris, 663 nucleotides long. The record is from the annotation of a GenBank genome assembly. Lineage: Eukaryota; Metazoa; Nematoda; Chromadorea; Rhabditida; Strongylidae.
AUGUACUCCUUGGCUGUUCUCCUGCUGGUUUUGCCCGCUGCAGUCGCUCAGUUUCCUCCAUUUGGACGGGGUGACAGAUUCCAAGAAGGAAAUCAAGGAAUACAGGGAGGGACUGGAAGAUUCCCCGAUCUUGGAAGCAUUCUUGGUGGCUUUGCUGCUAUCCCAAACAGACAGGGCGGUUUUGCUCCCGGUCAAAGUGUAAGCGAACGUAGUUACUAUGUGAAAGGACGUUUACUUUGUGGAGUUCAGGGAGCUCAGGGAGCUAGAGUAACACUUUAUGAGAAUAGAAAUGGUGCUUCUCCAUUCGUUUACGAUGAGACGACUGUAGAUGGUUCUGGAAGCUUUUACGUGAAAGCAGAAACUCGUAAUGAAGGAUUAAAUGGUCAAAGCUCUAUGAGUCAACUUAGCUUAAGCAUUAACCACCAGUGCGAGGGCAUGCGCCAAAUGAGUGUGCAGCUACCCCAAACCUACUACCAUCAGGGUCAAUCUGCAGCCAAGACUUUUGACUUAGGAACUAUCAACCUUGAAGGACGCUUUUCUGAAGAGAUAAACAGUUUCAACGCACGAGAUGGUAUAAGCAGUGGAGGAAGUCGUAGCAGAUUUGAGAACAGACGCAAUGGGAACAAUAAUGGAGGAUUUGGCCCUAUUCCUGUAGCGGUCUAG